AUUUCAGGACUGAAGGGAGAAUUUGCAUUGUAAAAGUACCUGAAUAUGCAUUGGGAUAACUUCUCUAUUUCCUGUUGUGGAGGAGUUUGAACUGUAUUUUUUUAUUUUAUAGUAUUUUCUGGAUAAAUGCUUGUUCUGUGAGUAAGUAGAGGACUCCAAUCUGGUAAUCCUACGCCUUUCAUGAGCACUAACAUUCACUAGAAAAAAAAGAAGGAGUUAGUCAACGAUUUUCUGCUAUAAAUUCCUUUACAUUCGGGAGCUCAGUAGAAAAAACUAUUUUAAGAGAACUUUGCCAUGCUGUUGAUCACUUCUUGCUCUUAUUGGUUGACUGUUUUUUAACGUAUGUUGUUUAUUUUUACUAACACCCCUAGAAGCCUUCAGGGAAUAUUGAGUGUCACAGAGUGAUAAAGUUAAUGUUUACUGAGUCCUUAAAACAAGAAGGGAGUGGCUGCUUAUUUAAUGGGGAUCUAAAUUAGUGUUUUGGGGAAUACAGAAUACUGUAAUAUAGUCAGAUGAUAUUUUAAGCUAUACUCUGGAUGGUAGUUGCUUUUCUUUAAUGAAAAAGAAAAUUGCAAAGAAAAGACUGUGAAGUGUAUUUCUGCAAUGUUCUUGUUCUUAUCUACCUCACUUAAGGUCAUGACAGUUUUAAAACAGUGUCUUUAUAAUCCUGAAGCGCUAACUAUUGAGAUGGAAAAAUCAAUGCUACUGAGUUUUUAAUAUUACAGGCCAAAUUUGUAUUGAAUUUUAUUUUGCACGUCAUUAAUAUUGCAGUCACAUAGCUACAGCUAGAAUAAUCUUCUUAAGAUUCAUCCUCUGUGGUUUUCAGCCUUUCCACAGCGAUAUGAAUAUAUAUGCUAUUCCUAGUUUACUUGCUUUUUCAUUUAUUUAUUUAUUUUUCAUCCUCUCAGGGCUUGAGUUCAAUGAAACGUCCUUAGCCACACGUUUUGCUCAAGAAACUUUUGGAAAACAGUACAAACAAACUGUAGGACUGGACUUCUUCUUGAAAAGGAUAACAUUGCCAGGAAAUCUGAAUGUUACUCUUCAAGUGUGGGAUAUAGGGGGGCAAACAAUAGGAGGCAAGAUGCUGGAUAAAUAUAUCUAUGGAGCUCAGGGUAUUCUCUUGGUUUAUGAUAUUACGAACUGCCAGAGCUUUGAAAAUUUAGAAGACUGGUAUAAUGCGGUAAAGAAAGCAAAUGAGGAAUCGGAAACACAGCCACUCGUGGCCUUGGUUGGAAAUAAAAUUGAUUUGGAGCAUAUGCGCACAGUGAAGGCUGACAAACACCAACGAUUUUGUCAAGAAAACAAUUUCAGUAGCCAUUUUGUGUCAGCCAAGACAGGCGAUUCUGUCUUCCUGUGUUUUCAGAGAAUUGCUGCUGACAUCCUUGGCAUCAAAUUAAACAAAGCAGAAAUGGAACAAUCACAGAGAGUGGUGAAGGCAGAUAUUGUCAACUACAGUCAGGAACCUGUGACAAGAACCGUCAAUCCUCCUAGAAGCUCAAUGUGUGCAGUUCAAUGACCAUAUUAUUUUUCUCUGUAUUCAUACCUUUGGCAGUCCUCCUACCUUGACACAGACUCCGGGAUUGCCAGGAACUUUGUUUUAACAGUGGCCAUCACUGCAAUGCAAGUAGGGGUUCCAAAAACAUGUUGCACCAUUGUAUGUUGAAAAGCAGCAGGCAGUCUUUUGACUGGCCAGGUUUCAAACGUUAGACCACACACCUUGGAAAAUUAAGAUCUUUAUUCUUUUAAAUUAUAUUUCAAUAGAGCAGUAUAACUGUGUUUAUACAUUUUCUCCUCUCUAUUGGACUGAUACUGGAAUUAAGUUGGAUGAGACGUCCUGCAUUUUAAAUAAUUUUAAAGACAUCACUGUUGAAAGGUAUUUUGCCAAAACAUGUUGUCCUUUUUUCCCCUCACCUCCUGUGAUCUAAACUGACACUACGCAAAAUGUAACUUGGAAAAGCUAUUGUUGGAAUAAUGUUGAGCAAGUAAUAUAUUUUAUCUAGUGAUAAUUUGGAAAGUAUUUCAUUAUUAUAUAUAUUUAUAUAUAGUGCAAAAUGUAUAAAUUGUAUCCAGUAAGAAACAGUGCUUGAAAUAAAGCUG
Molecule: messenger RNA, 2097 nt
Organism: Struthio camelus australis
Lineage: Eukaryota; Metazoa; Chordata; Aves; Struthioniformes; Struthionidae
Source: RefSeq, a predicted model, not a curated record